Acanthoscelides obtectus is the source of this 10170-nucleotide messenger RNA. Lineage: Eukaryota; Metazoa; Arthropoda; Insecta; Coleoptera; Chrysomelidae. The record is from the annotation of a GenBank genome assembly.
GACAUCUUUCAAUAACAGCACUGCAGCAAACAUCAGCUUGCACAACUUAUAACUCCCGCGUCGAUUCAAAUGUUGGCGCCAUGCGGAGUUGAACUUCACCACCUAACUGCGCGGAGGCACCAUAACUCUGGGGAAAAUCAAUAGGGAUCCGGAAAGCCGGAUGACUACGUGGAAAACUCAGUGAAGAUGGUCCGGUGCGUGGAAAUCCGACGAUAAACUGCGGCAAAGCUGUUAACUAAUCUCGCACAAUGUUGGAGGGCGCCGUGGCAAGACUCCUCAACCAGCUGCUGGGGAAAUACGUGGUUGACCUUGACACGGAAAACCUCAACGUCGGGAUAUUUUCCGGACAAGUCCAGCUGACGGAUCUCAAAUUAAAGCCGGAGGCCUUGUAUGAACUAAAUUUGCCCAUUGAAGUGAAGGCAGGAACCAUAGGAAAGGUAUGGCUUCAAAUCCCUUGGACGUCUCUAUGGUGCAGCCCCAUCGUUAUAAACAUAGAAGAUUUGCAUAUGGUGGUGGGACCUGUUGUCACCAAUGAACCAUUUGAUGCGGAGAAAAAUAAAAGACUUACAAGAGCGGCCAAGAGAAAGGUUCUCGAGGAACUUGAGGCUGAUGCUCAACUUUUAGGUGGACCAUCAGCGUUCAUAGAGCAUCUGGUAUCAAAUAUGCUAAACUUUGUACAGCUGACUAUAACCAACGUCCAUAUAAGGUACGAGGAUACUAACAGCUGGAAGACACCAAUAGCGGCUGGAUUAUGUAUUAGCAACAUUACCGCAGAGUCUACAAACGGCAAAUGGAAACCAACACGGUUUGAUCGCCAAGCUGAAACAAGCUACUACCUUGUAAAAAUGGAAGCAUUUUCUGUCUACUGGAACUGCAAUGCUACCAUCAACAAAUGGGACUUACCAUCACAGUAUUACCAAUGGCGAAACGCUAUGUCGUCCAGUCUUCAAAACUACAAUAUCAAUGGUGAUAAUUUCAAUUUUGUUUUGAAUCCGCUCAUAACCAAAAUCAAGAUGGUGAUUACUAAAUCGGAGAGUGGGAGUGUGUCCAAGCUUCAUACUGAUCUUAUAGUUCAAGAUUGCAAUAUACAGAUGACCAAAGAGCAGUAUGACUCGAUGUACGCAGUUGCCGAUUCCAUGGAUAGAAUGAUGGUUAGUUGGCAGUUCCUCGACAUCAGGCCAAAGGAAAAAAUCGUAGAAAAUCAGAAAAUAUGGUGGAGGUAUGCUUCCUAUGCCCUUUUGGAGCAAAGGGUGAAACCUUACACUUGGAGUAGGAUCAGGAGAGUUAGGCAGCAUUACAAAGACUACAGGGAGACGUAUAAGCAAAUCCUCAACAAUCCUAACGAUACCGAAUUGAAAAUGGAUUUGCAGAAGUAUGAGGAUCACCUGUCAAUUAUUAAUAUCGUUAUAGCUAGGCAGCAAGCAUGUCUUAUGGGGCAAGAACGAUCCACUGGAGAAAAAAGUUUUUGGUCAAUGUUACCAUCACCAGAAAAGAAAUUGAUAUGUGAGAGGAUUGGGUUUCGAGAAGAUGGUGAAGAAGCAAAGACUACCCCUAUAGAGCACAAUUACAACUUCCGUCUUGGCAACUUCAAUCUUACUCUAGUCAACAACACCAAAGAAAUCAUGGUCCUAACUCUGACGCAAACGAUCCUUUCAUUGAAACCAAACCCCGUGCAAGAUACUUUCAAGUGUAGUCUAAAGAUAGAGGGUCUUGUAUUGGAAGCAGCCACUGAAGAAGAUCAUCUCAUUUCCAUAUUAAGUACGGAGCACCUCAGCGACAGUCCAGCAUAUUUUUUCAAAAUGGAAAUGGAGAAAAUGCCCAAAACGGCGUCUUGUAGAUACAAACUAGCGCUUGCUAUGGAUUCUCUGGAGUACAUUUACAACAAGCCUUCCAUAGAUGAAUUAGAAUUCUUUAUGAACAUUGAAGACUAUCCUAAGCACAGGCCUCUAGAAAAAUUCACACAUGUGUAUAAUAAACUAGGUUCAUUUGUUAAGCAAAAACUAUUAGAAAAAUGGGAAAUAAAUUUGAAUAUAAAGAUACCAUAUUUUGUCAUACCAGAUGUUAGCUCAUUCUUGAGAGCCCAGUAUUUGUUGGUAGUAGAUUUAGGAAGGUAUAGUAUUUCAACUGAGCUAUGCCAGCAAACGUAUAUAUCAGAGAACGCAACUCAAAUGGAACUGGAGGAGCAGCUGUACUCAAAGUUGUUUAUCAACUGUACAAAUGUUCAACUGUUAUUCUGUGAUACUAGUGAUAACUGGAAGGAUGCAAGGAAGGAAAAGGACACUGACAUGCAUGUAGUGUCCAAGUCUUCUUUCUCUUCCAUUUUUGCACUCAGCGUGGCUAAUUUGAAGACAAUACCUAGAUAUAAAUUCAACAUUACUUUCCAAACGCUAAAGUUUAAUAUAUCCGAAAGAAAAAUAGGCCUCCUGUUAAAGUUUUUCAACAGCGAUCAUAUACAGAUAAAUGUAAUCAAGGAAACACAACCAAAGUUAUAUGACAGUGAUAGGAUGAGAGGGAGAUGGACAGUGCCAUAUCUCAGAAAAACUCAGAAAGGCAUUUCUAUCGCACAUACGCACACGAAAUAUAGACGAUACAAAGUUGAAAAUGGAAAAAUCAGGAAGAAUAUGAAAGAGACCGUAACUAGAGCGCAUUACGGAAAUAUGAAUGAAGCAUGGGCUAGAUGUGUAGAUCUACCAGGUUUAGAAGAUAACAUAUCGCCUAGUAACACCAUAGAUGUCCUUUUUGGCUUUGUCGUAACUGAGUUUUCCAUCCUAUUCUCAAGAUCUAGCGAUAGUACCGAUAAGCAAUAUGUGAUGGUACGAUUAGGACUUUUUACGAUGGAUAUUGCACUUAUGACAUAUGGACCUGCUUACCAAAUGUCUAUAAACAAUAUACUGUUGACCGAUAAGUUGCAUACAACGCCAAGUGGACAAUAUUUGGACCUUAUCCAUAGCCCAUUGCCCAAUAACCAGGAUGUGCUUACAGUGCUUUACAGAAGGGUAAGCGCAAGUUGUCCAGAGUUUUGGACACACUUUCACGGAGUAGAAACAUCAUUAGUUGCAAACGUAGGAACUAUCAAUUUGCUUCUGCACCAAGAGGCUGUUCAUACAAUUUUGAAGUAUUCUAAGUAUCUCAGUAACAAAUUUGGCAACCAAAUUUCCCCAUUCCUCAAAACAUCUUUGGGAAACACGUGGAAACUAAUCUGCAACACACUCCACAAGAAAAUAGAUACACCAGUUCCACCUGGAUCAGUUAAAUUUUCUCAUUCGGCACGACUUGGAGAGCUGAACAUCACUGUAUGUGAUUCUGACUUUGAUAUAGUGCAUAUACAACUGUCUGGAUUGGAGUUGGACUUUUUAUUUAGAGCCAAUGAGAGAUUUGUAUUCAGGUCUUUCCUUAGUAAUAUCAACGUAGAACACUUGUCAGACAUCACUCUGUAUUCAAAGGUACUCUAUACUGACGAAGACAAAGUUUUCGAUAUAAAAUACGUUAAAAAUGCUGCAAAUCUCAAUUAUAACAACGACAUAUUGCCAAAUUUGGAUGAGACUGCUGUUGAUGGAUCUUUUAAAUUCCAACUAGGAAAGAUAAAUUGUACAUUCCUGUACAAACUAAUAGUACAGUUACAGCGAUUCAUUCUGAACUUAGAAGCUCUUCCAUACAUAGAAAAACUAUUUUCACUCAUAUACAAAACCAUAACAGCUGCCACUCAAACACUGAAAGAUAACACUAAGGUCAAUUUAUCUAUACACCUGUGUGGGCCAGCAUUUCUGAUUCCUCAAAAGUCAUCAUCUCCCAACGUACUAGUCAUAGAUACAGGUGAAUUAAAGGUCGAAAACUUCUUCAAAGAAUACUCGUCGGAGAUCACUGAGAAUAUUCUGGUGAAAUUAAAUAAUGUGAUGAUCUCCAGAGGUGUAAUGACCUUAACUUCGACUCUUGAAAUGCAGGAAACUCUCAUAGAGCCUAUUAGUUUGAACAUGGACAUAAAGAAAUUCACCAACUGUAAAACAAUACUAAGCACAUGGGACAUCGACAGCAUUAUCGAAAGCAUCCAGGUCACCUUGGGCCAAAGAGAUCUGACCACCAUAAUGUCCAUAUACACAGACAAUAUCGGUGAGGGUAAAAUACUGGAUCUGUUUCCAGUCCAGAUCAAAUCACCCACUGAUAUACUGAAAACAGAUGAUACAGUGAAAUCACUUGAAGCGUUCUUCUGUGAGCCGAAACAAAAGAAUAUCGUAGCUAAAUGCACCAUUGACGAGAUAAAAGUAAUGCUGUUCUUUGAUUCAGGAGAACUGCUUAGUUCUCCUAUCAGAGAUCUAAACCACGGCCUUUGUAAACUUGAGGUUCAAGAAAUAGAUCUAUCGGCUGUGGUUUAUAGUGAUAGAAGCUUAGAUGGAAAGCUCUCUGUUAAUAAAAUUUUCAUAGAGGAAAUCGGACCGGAUGCUAAUGCUUUCGAUAAGAUAGUCCUUCAGUCACCAUCUGAUGACACCAAAAACAACAACUGCAACAUAACAGUGAACAAGCCACCGAUAGUGGAUAUAACUUUUCAUCAAAAUCAAACAGGUGAUAAGUCGGCGGAUGUUAUUAUUGGCAGAUUAGGGUUAAGUUUGUCCAUACCUUUCUGUGAAAAACUAGCUUUGUUUAUAAUAGAGUGCCUUCCAAAAGAAAACAUGGAUGAUGGCAUUGUAAAUCCUGGUUAUGAAGCUGAAGUAUACCACACGGUACCUCAGCGAUGUUAUUCAACUAGUUUCACUCUAUCGGUAAGGAUCAAUAGACCAGAGCUGACAUUUUUGGUUGAGACAACAUCGAAUAAGAAAAGAUACUUCAUUACCAAAAGCGAAAUCUUGUUAGAUUUUUCAAGACAUUCUAAUAGGCUGAACGUAGUUAUGUCACUGUCUGGUCUUCAUACCCUAUUCUAUGAUCUUGGUGAGUAUGCUGACGAUCCCUACACUAUACUGAAGCAAUGUGACAUGGAGCUAUGCAAAUGUUUCUCUGAAGAAUCUGGAGAGAAAAUUACAUUUACAGUAUCAUCGAUAUAUGUGAAGUUAUGUAGCGAAGUAUUCCAUUCAGUCAACGAUGUUCUCAAUGACAUCGCUGAACAUUUUAAAGUGCCAGAGGUAGAAGCACCUCCUAGUUGAAAAAAAGAAACCCAAAGAAACAGAGCCGAACGACCUCUGGGAGCCUAAAAAGCUCGACGAAUUCAUCGAUAUGAACGAGGAAGACGACUUAAAAUCCAGCCACCUGCACCAUAUCCACGAGAUCCUUCUGAUCCCUAAGCUGGAUAUCGUGGUGAUCUUCGAGCUCGAACAAACUCCUCUGCUGCUAUUCAAAUCCACAGUCGAAUUGACACUCUACGACUGGACGCACAUGUUGAACUGCACUUGUGAGGUAUCCCUACAGCUGAACUACUUCAACGAGGCUGUGCAAAGUUGGGAGCCCCUGAUUGAUCCCAUAGUAAUCGAUGAAAGGGAAUACAAGCCGUGGGAAGUGAUCAUCAAGGUCUUUCAGGAUAAAGCUUUGCCCAUGUGUGAUAGUAUUGAUCACAAAGCGAAGACUAAGUCCUUGAAGAAGGAGCGAGCUAGUAGGUCAGUCACAACAACAGAAGACGAAGAUUCUGGAGAAGAUAUGAUGUACUUGGAACCUUUGAACACUAUCAACAGCGGGAACAACAGAAGAGUCAAAACUAGUUUGUCUACAUUUUUGGAUGAUUCUGAUUCUGAAAACGAAGAUGGUACCAUGGAAAAGCUAGCAGCAGCGAUUUCUGACUUGUUCACAGGAGACUGGAAUGAAAACGAAGACAGUGACUGUGAGCACUCCAGUGAAGGAGAGAACGAAAUCACCGAACAGCCAGCAGACAAAGCAGAGAAAAUUGAAACCCAUCACUUUCUGAACAGAUCCUACUACAUUCUGAUAGAUGCGAAGGAAGCAUUUAACGUCACUAUAACCCCUAGUGGCUUAAAGGUUCUGAAUGACCUCAUCACGCAGUAUUCCAACAAAGUGAUUUCUGUGAAGUGUAACAAGAAAUCCGUGAAUCUAGUAAACGACAUCGCUCCUAAAAGUAGAGUGGAAUUUUAUGAGAAACUCAACGAAGAUCCGAAAGAAGAUAAGCUUAUACAUAGUAAAAAAUAUGAAAAUGAAGAAUCACCACCAAAUAGCCCGGGUAAGGGCUUGCAAGGCGAGAUAGUUGAUACUUACUUUGAUGAUAGGGAUAGUUGUACAGAUGAUGGUAUCAAAGAAGACUUCGACAUAAAUUACGAUUUCGAGACAGUCUCCAGCUUACAGUUUCCGUCAGAAACAACAGCUCAACUCUAUGACAAAAUCAACAAAAACUUCAUCAGGAUUCAUCUACCAACAUUCUCGCCCACGCAAACCAACUGUCCGAAAAGAAAUUUUGAAAAACUGAUUAGGAUGUACUCUACCAAUCACAAUCAGAUUUACUACUUGGCGGUGAAGCAUUGCAUUGAGAAAUAUGGUAGAAGCAUUGUUGUCAGCUCCCCUCUACAAAUAAAGAACGAAACAUGCUUUGCAUUCAGCGUGUUAUAUCAACCUUCGGUGCUUCAACAACUCAAUCUAGAGCCAGUUGGUGACAUCACAAACCCAUUCGAAACAACAAUGAGAAUAGCAGUUGUCGAAGCUAAUGAAACUUACAACGUACCAUUGUUCAUUGCAUAUCAUUGCAAAUUGUUCAUCCAACCCGCUUAUGCUGAGAGUCACUAUGUAACUGAUUCACCGAUAUGGUGGAAAGACCUAGCGACUGAACUGGGCAAUGCACAUAACUUCUAUUGCAAACCAAAGGAGGGAUCUGGGAUGGAAACGUUCGCCCUUAGGGUGAUGUUGAACAGGCACAUAGCGACCAAGAACAGUCAGACUCACUCUAUACCUAACUAUGUUAUCCACCUGCUGCCACCGUUGAUCAUCCACAACUUUUUACCAUACGCUUUGGAAGUGCUGAAUAUAAGUUUAAAUCAAGUUACCAAGGUCGAUCCUGGUGAGAAAAGCAGCGUUUACUCUGUAGACUUCUCCAAAGAUCAAAAACUACUGAUACGAGUCAAACACAACUCCACUACUUGGUCUGGUCAUCUGAACUUCACUCUGCAUUUAGACGAAAAAAUAGUAAUGCUAAGCACUGAGAGCAAAGAUGAAGGGAAAAAUUUGGCAAUAAAUGUAAAAUCUGAAAAAGAAAGUAGCUAUAGUUUAAUCUUUUAUGCUCCUUAUUGGAUUGUGAACAAGACAGGACUUCCGCUACAAUUGAAAGCAACAGCUUCAAACAAUAUAUACGAGUGCUCCAAUGAGGACAUUUUUCUUUUUACGUACAAAAGGCAUGGGAAACAGACUCUGAAUCUUCGAGCCUAUGAGUCAAACUGGUCUAACGAAUUUGGUCUGGAAUGUGCCGGUACCACAGGAUUGAUAGUUUGCAAAGAUGUCGAGAGGAAGAAGAAAUAUUUGUUUUUCCUCAACACGAGGUUAUCCAGCAUGUGUCCGAGACUCACUAAGAUCGUGACUAUUUUGCCAAGUUUUCUUGUAAGCAACAACACCGACAAGCCUCUAAGAUUCAUGGAACACAACGAAAAAACCGACCUAUGGACCGAUCUGGUACCUCAACAGACUAUGAGAUUUUGGCCGGAGACCAAUUCCAUGGAGAUGUAUGUGAAGUACAGGGACAGCAAGAUGAUAUCUCAGCCCUUCUAUACAGCUGCACCUCACAGAACUGUGCUUAGGAUGGAUAAAGGAAGUGCCUUAACAGUUGAAGUGACAGGAGGAAUAAACGAUUCUUUCCACAUAUCAUUCAACGACUUCAAGCCCGGUGAUGCUCCAAUCCUAGUGAAAAACUACUGUGGCGAUCUCUUUCUUAAGAUCCAACAGCAAGAUUUGAGUCCGGUCACAAUACUCAGACCUUAUAAUUCACUACUCUAUACGUGGGAUGAUGUAACAAAACCGCGAAGACUUGUUUGGAAUGUCUAUAAUAACAAGGGACCUGGCUUUCUCGUCGACAUCAAUAAAGAAGGUUUUGGUGAGGAAAAGAUAAGAUUCCAUAGCGUGACUCCAAAUACAAGUCAAUCUCAAUCUUCGAGCGGCGAAGAUUCCGACAGUUCAGACAGCACCCAACUGAAUUUGAAUAAAAAAGUGCACAAGGAUAAAAUCAUCAUCUAUUGGAUAUGCUAUAGAGAUGGUGUACAGAAAACGCUACUUCUGACUCAGGAACUUAGAAUUUAUAACAGAAUUCUGAAAAUUGUUCAAGAAAAGUGUUAUCUGGAAGGGCUCGUAGCACUAUCAGGUGUCGGUUUGUCCAUAUUCACCUCAGAGAACGACACCAAAGAACACGUUUAUUUUUCAAUCUCGGAUACGCCAGCAAUAUGGGAAGUGAACGUGGGUCAAAAAUGGAAAACGCUCACUUUGGAGUUGGCUUCUUGGAUAGAAGACAAAUAUCGAUUGCAUUACAAGAAAUGUCAACUUAAAGAAUACGUCCACAUUGAUUUCGAGAAAAUGUACAUGUUGAAACCAUUUUUUGCAGAGUUAAGAAGAACGUAUCACCCAGCUGUGUAUUUUCAGUUUAGGAAAUCUUCAUCUCAGCAAUACUACAAUCUAAAGCUCCAAACGGUCCAAAUCGACAAUAAGCAAACCGGCAACAUCGCUUUGCACCCUCUACCUCUUCCCAACUUGAAGGAAGUUGAGCCCUUCGUAGAAUUGGCCCUGUCCAAAAUCGAAUGCAAAGAUGCCACGAUUUACAAGUACAUCAAACUCAAAGUCAGCAACAUGUACCUUUGUAUAGAAAACGAUCUUAUUGUGAAGCUUAGUGAACUGGUGGGAAGGUCGAAGCUGUACUGUGAGGACAGUACCUCGUGUUACGUCAACGAUAUCUCUUCCAUACAUAAGUCAAUUACCGCCGUACCAAGAGUAUCGACCAAAAGUAUUGAUUUCCUCGCGUUAAACAGCUUCGGAAUACAGUUGAACAUUGUAAAUAAGAUACAAAUGAGUCUAGGUUGUAACAAGAUGGCAUUCAGUAAAAUACUGGAUUAUCUAUUCCCGUACAACAUGUCUCCUUAUAUGCCUAUGGAAGGAGUACAUACCAAAGUUUCGUCUAUUGAACAAGCCGAUAUGAACGAAAAUAUAGAGGAUGCCUUAUACAGCCUCUUAGAUCAAGUCACGUCUCAGUUUUUACAGCAGUAUUAUUCGCACGUACUUGGAUUACAAGUACUCGUUAAUACUUUCGCGAUCCAACCAGCUAUAGAGGUAGGAACUUUUGAAUCCGAAAAAAUGGCUGCUAUCGUACUGUACGGCUGUAGAUGUCUUCUGGGACACAUCAACAUGUCCCCGGCUGCAGUGGAAGCCUGCGUCACCGAUAUUUUCGCCAAUCAGAACAUGGAAAACAUACAAAGAAUGCGCAGGCACGGUUCGUACCACAAAUCUGAAAUUCUACCGAAAGCGAUCACUAUUUCCAGUAGGAAUUUUUCGACUGGGGUUCCAAAUGCUCUCAGUCAGCUUAUUGUGAAGACUCAAAAUGGAAUCCAUUGCGAUGGCGAGAUGUUCUUCAGGACAACAGGCAAGGCACUGGUCUCGCUGAUAACCAGGCAUCCAGAUGAAAAGUCUGACAGUGUUGAGGUAGCUAGAGAAGCAUUAAGAAGAGCCUCGCUUUUAGGAGAACCAAUCAAGAUACAUCAAAGAUUGACCAGAUAUAGGAAUAAGUAUCUGGGUUUGAGGCCACUGUCAGUCCAUGAAUCAAUAGGUCAACAUCUUUUGGAAACCAUUUGCAAUUCUCGGUUCAUCAGCGAUACCUACUGGGCGCAUGUUGCUGUAGACAAAGUGGGAAGGUCUAUUGUCAUUGUAUCAUUAGAGCAUGUAAUCAGGAUAAACAAAUGCAGAUUGUGGGGACCAUGGGAGCUGGAUUGGGUUGUAGAUCUAGAUGACAUCACGUCAAUGCCAAAAAUGAAUUGUGUCGACCUGAUACUGAAUUUAAGACAAAGUGAUACAAACACAGAAAGACUUCAACAAAUCAAAAUAUCUGGUCAAAAAGAACUGUUGUUGUGGCUGCAUGAGAAGAUUGAACAAGCCAUCAUAGUAAGCAUGGAAGACAAAUCAUGGACUAUCACAACCAAUGCAUAAGAAGGGAUAUAUUUUGUGUAACAUUUUGAUGUAUAUCUGUCAGAAUAAAGUUAUGAGAUGUUAAACCAUAUUCAA